UGCAUUUGGUUGAUACGAUGCACAUUGUGUCCCUGUACGCAUUUAGUCUAUAAAAUGUUUAUCGUUGCCUUAAAUAUGAAUAUGUAUGAUCAAAGCAGCUCUCAACGGAACCACGUGAGACUGAGGGACUGGUUACAAAACAACAAACACGUGCCAGUCUGCAUUGAACCUUCAGCAAGUUAAACAUGUUUCAGCGAUGUACUGCAACUCUAGUUAUACAUAACAACAACAACAAUGACAUUAACUAACAGGAACGAGAAUGCAUUUGGCCGACUUUCUUGCUGGAUCAGUUGGAGGAGCUUGUGGAGUGGCUGUUGGCUAUCCACUGGAUACUGUCCGAAUUCAAACUCAAAAACAGUUCACUGGAAUCUGGCAAUGUAUCAAAACAACGAUAAGAAAUGAAGGGGUUCAUGGGUUUUUUAAAGGAAUGGUUUUGCCUGUCACCACUAUAUCCAUGACUUUGUCUUUGGUGUUCGGCACCUAUCGAAACUGCCUGCAGUGUUUCAGUCUAAUUCACGGGCCUGGUGCUCCCAACACCAAGUUGGAUAUUUUCCUGGCAGGUUUGGCAGGUGGUGUGACACAGAUUUCUGUGAUGUCACCCGGUGACAUCGUAAAAGUUCGACUUCAGUGCCAAACCGAGGGCCAGAGAAGUGGAUUUAACUGUCCGAAAGCCAAAUAUCGUGGACCGAUCCACUGUCUGCUGACUGUUGCCAGAGAGGAGGGAAUUUUAGGACUUUACAAAGGGGCACUUCCACUGGCCUGCAGGGACGGACCGUCCUACGCUACAUACUUCCUAACAUACGACACAUUAUGUUCAAAACUUACCAAACCAGGACAGAAGCAGCCGGAUUGGAGUGCUGUGUUGUUUGCUGGCGGUGUUGCGGGAAUGGCCGGCUGGUCUGUCGGGACGCCUAUGGAUGUGAUCAAAGCCCGUUUGCAGAUGGAUGGAGUCCGUGAGCAGAAGAGAUACAGAGGAUUCGUUCACUGUUUUACUGAGACUGUACGUAACGAAGGGCCGACAAUCUUCCUCAAAAGCCUCGGGAUAAACUGCUUGCGAGCGUUUCCCGUGAACAUGGUGGUUUUUGCCGUGUAUGAGGUCACAGUUGGGAUUUUGAGGUCGGCAUCUGUCGGGACGCUGUCAUGACAGAUGUCAUAUAUGUAUUUGAUGUGAUUUAUUAUGGUUGUAUUUUAUUGUAUGUAUUUAUAAGGUGUCUGAUUUAGUGAAGAUCUCAUUUGGGGGACAAUUCAGUCCAACAUCAUACAAAAGCCAUUGUAAAUUAUAUUGAAUUUUACUGAAAAUAAAGCUGAGGACCCAGCAUAAACAACA
Molecule: messenger RNA, 1327 nt
Organism: Paramisgurnus dabryanus
Lineage: Eukaryota; Metazoa; Chordata; Actinopteri; Cypriniformes; Cobitidae
Gene: slc25a47a
Product: solute carrier family 25 member 47a
Biological process (GO): transmembrane transport
Cellular component (GO): mitochondrion
Molecular function (GO): transmembrane transporter activity
Source: RefSeq, a predicted model, not a curated record